AUGACGCACAGGCAUCUGCAAACAGAAAUGGUUGACGUAAAUGUGUAUAUUUAUAGGGAUAGAUCCUGGAGUGGAACAAGAAGUCACGAAGAUGGGUCAGUCGACCAUUCAUUUGAGACAAGUCACGCCGUCAUCGCCACUGCUUACGGCGUCAGCCUUUCUGCAGAUCCAACAACACUUUCAAAGUACCUCGACCCCUGGUACCGCUCUCUUGUCAACCAAGAACCAUAUGCUGUUCCGUGGAUUUUACGUGCUCCGAACCAGGAAAGAUUGGUUGUUCUAGAAGCUUUGGGCGCAGUGACUUUUGAUCGUCCCACAACCCCUCCAGGUGCAGCCAUCUCUUUAUGGCUGGCGCACAGCGUUCUGGACUCGGUCUGGUGGACCUCGAGAAGGAGCUGGUUUGCUCAAGCUGCAGUUCGCGAAACUCGGCCAAAUGCUACGGUCACCACCUUGUUGGAUAUGGUUUUGAAGGCGGACCCGGGACGUGCUAGGUCAGCAGAAGAGAAGGCGGAAAUCGCAAAGAAAUACAAGCCCGGCGAUCCGGUACUGCCAGCAGAAGACUCAGCAGAAAGUUCUGCUGAAUCCGACGAAGAGGACCGGCAACUGCUUGAGGAAGUUAGAGAGCUUAGUCUGAGGGACGUGGGUGGUGACCAUGGAAGCAGGCCGUCGAGCUCUCGGGCUCGAGAAGCCUUGCGAGACCAUCGGGCGAGAAGUGCAGACUCUAGAGAAAGGUCGGAGGAUGAACGGGUCCACCGUCGACAUGAAGAUGAGCGCAGAGCACGGCGCCAGGCGCAGCACCACGCCGCACGCAGGGCUGCCCAUUCCAGCAGUACUGUAGCAGAGUCUAGCGCCACGAGACGGGUUGAGCAUCAGGCUAGCCUACGGUCUUUGUUGAGCUCAUCCGAUGUGGAAGCCACUACGCAGGAAGAGAUCGUACGCCAGAUCAUAGAUGAAGGGUUGCUGGACGGAAUUGACCUGGAUAACCUCACCCAAGCUCAAGAGGAGGAGCUGAGCGAUCGCCUAGUACAGAUCUAUCUCAGCAGACAUCCGGAUCGGGCAAAUCUACGCCGGCGAGGCAGUGAGCACUCCGAGCGGCCUCGCCAUGGGGAACAUCGGCGUUCGAGAUCACAAACCGUACAAGCGCGGAGCGCUGCAACGGCAUCGACUGGACAAUCGCGGCAUCCACCUGCGUCGCGCCCACAUCUCCUGGAGGCAGAUCCCGAUGCUGUUGCUCGAGGGCACCGAAGAAGAGCCUCAGAUCAAGGAAAUCAACGUCGGAGGACGUCACCUAUCCCAGCUUCUCAAGCAUCUUCAUCAGAGGCUACCUUGAGACCGGCUGUGAGAUCUUCCAGUGAUAUGACGAAUCAACGUCCUCGACCUUCACCCUCAGGAAGACCAAGGACGGGAGAGUCCUCAUCUGCUUCGAUAUCAAGACAUGCUGUCGGGCCUGAAGGACGAGUUUCAGAGACUUGGAUUGCAGGAGGCAGGGAUCGAAAUGCGCAGCAGUCGUUGGCUGCCAGGCAGAUAGUGUCGUCUCCGCGAUCGAGCAGCCCAACGCUUGCUUCUCCUACAGAACAAUCAUUUUCGGCGUCAGAUCACGGAGCACACAGUUCGUCCGCUGUGCCAGAUGUCUCCAGCCAUCGAAGCGCGGCGUCAAGGCCGAUUUCGUCACGGUCCAACCAACCUCGGGUACCUUCUGUGCGCUAUCCCGAACCAUCGAUAGCCUGCGAUCGAUGCGGACGAUCGAACAUCCAAUACGAUCUCCACAAGCACUGCUCGCGAUGUAAAGAGGGCAGGUAUUAUCUCUGCCUUCGUUGCUAUCGCCUGGGUCGAGGUUGCUUGCAUUGGUUUGGGUUUGGCCUCGCUGGACAAGCCAAUUUCGAGAAACAGCUCCCUACAUCUCAUCGAUCAGCAACUACAUUGGAACCACCGCACACUUUACGCUCCCAGAGAUAUCGACGACCGGAGGAGGGCAGACUUCGCAGCACAAGUGACGGAAGGCAGGUGUCUAGCAACGACCCGGCCAACAGACUCGAAGAAGGCAUGUUUUGUGACAUUUGCCUGUCUCUGGCCAACGACUGUUUCUGGCAAUGUAGCCAGUGUAAUGACGGAGAAUGGGGUUAUUGUCAACGUUGCGUCAACAAGGGGCGUUGCUGCAACCACCCACUUCUUCCGAUUCGUCGUGCGGCCGCAGACAGCGACAGUACAACACCUUCAGUGGAUGCAGCACCCACAAUAUCGACCUCUCUUUCUGCUUCACUAGGGUCUGCGGAUCUGGCAUCCUACCAUGUACUCUCUUUUUCUACCAAAUGCGAUAUAUGCGCCCAUCCCAUUCCUCCAUUGUCGACUCGGUUUCACUGCCUGGAGUGUAACGAGGGGGAUUAUGAUAUCUGCACAAAUUGCUAUCUGAAACUCGUUGCGUCUGGCAAGAUCAGCAAGGAAAAUGGCCACAACGGAUGGCGUAGAUGUCUGAAGGGUCAUCGGAUGAUCGUCGUUGGCUUCGAGGACCACGAAGACGGCCAGAGACGGGUCAUCGUCAGGGACCUGGUUGGCGGCCGUACUUUCAAGGACGAUUAUCCGCGAACGCACGGCAGCGGCACAAACUCGUCUUCAUCCGGUGCUCUACCAGCCGUCCCGUCUCCCGAGCUGGGAUCCGGCGACUGGAGCUGGAAAGAGGGGCAACAAAUUCGGAGAAAGAAGGCGUCCCGCAGCCGAACAGCCUGGGCGACUGCUAGUAGUGCUACUACUAAUACUAAUACGAACGCAGAAGUCGGUUCUCCGACAUCUCCUACUACAGCAACAACGCGGAGGUUAUUCCCACCAGACGGCGGCGUGGGUCUCGUCCUCUGCGCGCUCUGGUCCUACUACCCGGAGGAGGACGUCACGGACGAGCUGGCCUUCCCCCGCGGCGCGGAAAUCACCGAGGCGGAAAACAUCAACGACGAGUGGUACUGGGGGUACUAUGCCGGAUCUACGGGCUUGUUCCCUGGUGCAUAUUGCACAGUUAUCCGGGAUGUUUCCUAA
Molecule: messenger RNA, 3024 nt
Organism: Rasamsonia emersonii CBS 393.64
Lineage: Eukaryota; Fungi; Ascomycota; Eurotiomycetes; Eurotiales; Trichocomaceae
Product: SH3 domain protein
Exons: 3
Coding region: 1-3024 (1007 amino acids)
Biological process (GO): ubiquitin-dependent protein catabolic process; protein ubiquitination; mitotic cell cycle checkpoint signaling
Cellular component (GO): nucleus
Molecular function (GO): protein binding; ubiquitin-protein transferase activity; zinc ion binding
Source: RefSeq, a predicted model, not a curated record